AUGACACUCCUUCAAAUCAGGAGACAGAUUGCGUCCAAAUUCCACUUUAAUGUCAUAAGUGCAGAUCACAGAGCCUCAAUCAAUCAACGAGUUUACACGUUUCUCAACUUACACAACGGUGUGAACCUGAGGUCCUUCCACUUUCUUAACUCUUUGAACCACAAGUUCUACAAAGGUCCAGAGACAGACGUUUUGCCACCCUUUCAAUUGAGUAAACCUGAAGUCCUGCCUCCUCCUGAACUGGAUAAACCUGAAGAACUGCUACCUCCUCAAGUGGAUAAACCUGAAGUCCUGCCACCACCUGAACUGGAUAAACCUGAAGUCCUGCCACCUUGUGAAGUGGAUAAACCUGAAGUUCUGCCACCUCCUGAACUGGAUAAACCUGAAGUCUUACCACCUCCUCAAAUGGAUAAACCUGAAGUCCUCCCACCUCCUGAAUUGGAUAAACCUGAAGUCCUGCCACCACCUCAAGUGGAUAAACCUGAAGUCCUGCUACCUCCUCAACUGGAUAAACCUGAAGUCCUGCCACCACCUCAAGCGGAUAAACCUGAAGUCCUGCUACCUCCUCAACUGGAUAAACCUGAAGUCCUGCCACAUCCUCAAGUGGAUAAAACUGAAGUCCUGCCACCUCCUCAAGUGGAUAAACCUGAAGUCCUGCCACUUCCUCAAGUGGAUAAACCAAAGGUCCUGCCACCUUCUCAACUGGAUAAACCUGAAGUCCUGCCACUUCCUGAACUGGAGAAACCUGAAGUCCUGCCACCUUCUCAACAUGGUAAACCUGAAGUCCUGUGA
Molecule: messenger RNA, 792 nt
Organism: Thalassophryne amazonica
Lineage: Eukaryota; Metazoa; Chordata; Actinopteri; Batrachoidiformes; Batrachoididae
Product: protein PELPK1-like
Exons: 1
Coding region: 1-792 (263 amino acids)
Source: RefSeq, a predicted model, not a curated record